UAUGUCAAAGUUAUUAUCAUUACCUCUCCUCUUUUUUCCUCUUCCAUUUUCUCUUUAGCUCUUACCUUCUGCCAGCCAUGGCUAGGGGUGGGAUUCGGUUUGUCGGUAAACGAUUUACCGUUUUACCGAACCGUUUACCGACGGUAUCAGCGACCGAGCGUGGCCUGGGGUGUAUCGGUUUACCGAAUCCGGUAUCGGUAAACCAUUUACCGAACCCAAAACGAACCCAAAACAGAAGUUCUGUCAUCCAAGGAGGUAUUUAGAUUAUGCAACACUUGAUGACUUGGUACAAAUUGCCUUUUCUCUUGUGUUUGUUGCUGCUCUGGUUGAGACGUUCAUCAAAAUUGGAUGAUGAAAAUGGCAGGUGACAAAGAUAGCGGACACCAACGGUGGGACGUUGAAGAGCUGGAACUGGAGAUCACAAGGGGAUUUGUUUCUGAAUGGGGCAUACUUCAGAGCAUCAGGAGCAGGAGCAGGAGCCAGCUACGCCAGAGCUUCCAGCUUAGGAGCAAAGCCAUCAUCCUUGGUUGGCAUGAUGACUUCCACUGCCGGUGCUUUGGGUUGUCGUAGGGGCCGCUCGUGUUGAUUAAACAAAACAACACCCUAGCUAACGAAACAAAAUCAUAUAAUUACACCAAAAGGGAACCCAAGUGAGAAAUUCAACUCAAUUUCCCUCUCUCUUCUUCUUAAUUAGUAUAUUUCUCAAUUCACCACUGUUGUUAAUUAGUACUGUCACCACGAAUGGGAAUGUCAAAAACUGUAAAUUAUGGGAAUGCCCACCCCCAAAAACCGUUUACCGAACCCGUCACCACGUCGCCCUUGCGGUAAUUCGGUAAACCGGUUUGUAACCGUUUACCGGUAAUUCGGUAAUCGGUAAACCGGUUACAAACCGGUAUCGGUAAACGGUAAACGAUUUUGCCAAUGUCGAUAUACCGAAACCGGUAAAUUCGGUAAACAAUUUAUCGUUUACCGACCGAUUCCCACCCCUAGCCAUGGCAUAGCAUAACCAAAACCAGGACAAUAAAUCCUUGUAACAAAUCCCGGCACUAAUAUGUCCAUAGGCCUUAGCAUAAUAACAAUCCUUGUAACAUAUUGUUGCGAGGAGGUGGUGAAUAUAGUACACCUAAAAAAUCUUUAUAACAGAUCGAUGCAUAAAAAUAAAAAUAUUACACAAUGAUCUCAAAACUAUUCGGUCUUUCCACUAUACUCCUACCCUGCGUGUAGAGGUGGCAAUUUUAAUCCAAUCCACCAAUCCAAUCCAUCAAUCCAUUAAAAAUAUCCACCUAAUCAAAUCCAUUUAAAUCCAAUCCAUUUUAUCCAAAUCCAAUUGGAUUGGUGGAUUCAUGGAUUGGAUCCAUGGAUCAUUGGCAAAUUACGAUUUAGUACCUAUAAUUUUUAUUUUUUACAUUUUUGUACCUAAAAUUUAAUUUUUUAUACAAAAAAUAUCAUUGGAAAAUUACGUUUUGGUACCUGAAAUUUUUCAUUAUGACAUUUUAGUAACUAAACUUUUUACAUUUUACAUAUUGGUCCUUGGUUGAGGAUGUCAUUUGGAUUCAUGGAUAAUCCACCAAUCCACUUGAUCCAAUCCAUGAAUCCACCAAUCCAAUCCAUCAAUCCACCAAUCCAAUCCAUUUGCCACCUCUACCUGCGUGCCCCAAAACCGAACACUAUGGGCAAAAAUUACUUGCAAAUGCUCAUAAAUUUUAAUUUAAUAAUAAGCAUGCAAUAAUCAUAUAGAUAUAACAUAUUCAAUAAACCUAUGUUAUAUAACAUUUAUAUAAAAAUAUAUGUCCUACAUCAUUUAUUUAUCUACCUCAUUCCAAAUUGAUGGCAACAAAUUUCCAACGGUAAGUACGAAUAAAAAUAGAAAAUUUGCCAUCUAUAAACAUUAAUUUUCGCCGGAAUAAAAACUAGAAUUAUGU
This is a messenger RNA of Linum trigynum, 1922 nucleotides long. The record is from the annotation of a GenBank genome assembly. NCBI's taxonomy places the organism in Eukaryota, Viridiplantae, Streptophyta, Magnoliopsida, Malpighiales, Linaceae.